Penicillium arizonense is the source of this 729-nucleotide messenger RNA. RefSeq lists its product as uncharacterized. The record is from RefSeq and is a predicted model, not a curated record. NCBI's taxonomy places the organism in Eukaryota, Fungi, Ascomycota, Eurotiomycetes, Eurotiales, Aspergillaceae. Bases 1 to 729 code for a protein of 242 amino acids. The transcript is spliced from 2 exons.
AUGGCAAAGAAUCCCAAGCCUACUCAGGAUGACGCAGACCUCAGGUCUGACGGAGUACAGCGGCGUGCUGCACCGUCAUUUUAUUCCGUUUGUUCUACUGGUUCUGAGACCAAGGAUAGACGAAAGUCACGCAAAGCAGAGACGAAAUCACGCAGAGAUUCGACAACCUCGAUUACGAAGAAGCCCAAAAGAAAGAAUGACAAAACGACGCAUAGAAAGUGUCUCCGAGUGAUGAGCAAUAUUGAGGAGGAGUUUCAAGAGGUUCUUGAGGAGAGAGAUGGAGAGAACCACGAUCUUUCUCAGUUGCUGGACCAGCUCAAAGCCGAGAAAGCGCAAAAGACUUCGGAAUUGCAAAUCGCUGUCACGGCAAUGGAUACUGCAUUAGCCGAGCACCAGAAGCUCCAGCGUGAGAUUUGCCAAUUGCAGCAGCAGCUGGAGUCCACGAACACCGCGCUGCAAGAUCAGGUCCCGUGGAAUGAUAUACAGCUAGUGUUGGAUCAGGCACACGCAGAGCUGGUAUCCGCCACCACUCGAUUCUGGAGCGCAAUCGACGCCCUCCAUAACAGACGUCUGGCAUCCUAUUUGCCAGGCUCCGGAAUGAUCCAGGCAGAAUGGCCCGACCAGGGCGGCGCGGGUCCCCUUGGCCACGAUAUGCUCCCCAGCAUCUCCCAAUCGAACAAUGACAAUGUCCCGCUUGGUACUCAACAUGAACUACCUACCACCAACUGA